CUCCGGCCGCCCGUGGGACUCGUCAUCUCACAGCGACGGCGGCGGAGGAAUGGUCCCCGCAGCCAGCAGCCUGGCCAGGUGUCAUGGCCGCCGUGGGGGAGCCCAACCAGCGUCAGCCCGAUGCCCACACGCCGGAGACUCUCGGCGCCCCGGCCGCCAGGGAGGUGCUGAGCGGCGCCCUGCGCUCCCUGACCAGGCUGACGGGGCAGCUUAACCUUGGAGAUGAUGUGGUGAAAAUUGUAAUCGAUUGGAGCAAGCUUCAAAGUACUUCGGCACUCCAGCCUACAUUGCUCUUUAGUGCACUUCAACAACAUAUUUUAUAUUUGCAGCCUCUUUUAGAAAAACUCCAGUCAAUGAUUAAAGAGGAAAAUAUAGUCACUGUUGAAGAUGCAGAUAAAACAGAAGGCAAGAAGUUGGAUACAAAUUCAAAAUUAUCUGAUAGUACCUCACAGAUAGAAGAAAAGUAUACAAGUUAUGAUUCAGGAGAUCUGAAAGAGGUUCAUAUUAAUUUUGACCCAGAAGUGGUCCAGAUAAAAGCUGGAAAAGCAGAAAUAUGUUUCCAUGUUUAUUACCUGCAGAUUGACAGGAGGAUAUCAGCCUUCAUUGAGAGGAAACAAGCUGAGAUCAAUGAAAAUAAUGUCAGGGAAUUUUGCAAUGUUAUUGAUUGUAAUCAAGAGAACAGCUGUGCCAGAACAGAUGCAGUUUUCACACCUUAUCCUGGAUUUAAAAGUCAUGUAAAGGUUUCUAGAGUUGUGAAUACCUAUGGUCCUCAGACUAGAUCUGAAGGACCACACGGGUCCAAUCACAAAGGAAGUAUCCUGCUUCGUGACUGUGGAAACCAAGCAGUAGAGGAAAGACUGCAAAACAUUGAAGCUCAUUUACGGUUACAAACAGGUGGUCCAGUACCUAGAGAUAUUUAUCAGAGAAUUAAAAAGCUUGAAGAUAAAAUUCUUGAGUUGGAAGGAAUGUCCCCUGAAUAUUUUCUAUCUGUGAAUUUUUCUGGCAAAAGGAGGAAGGUCCAAUCACCCCAUAAAUAUUCAUUGGCUGAACUUGAUGAGAAGAUCAAUGCACUUAAACAAGCAUUACUGAGAAAAACAAAUGAUGCAAAGUCCAAGGAGGUUGACGAACUUCUUUGAUGAAAUUUGCUAAUAGUCUCAUCUCGUUUUAACCCUUAAAGACUUAAGUACUCUUCACCUGGGAUGACUUUGGUAAUGAAAAUGAAGCUUACACAUAAACUCUCUCAUUUGGAUGUUUUUGGAAACUUACAUUUUUGGGGCAAUACUUGUUACAAAAUUAAAAGCCUCUCAAGUUCCUUAGGUUUUUUCUUUAAAAUGAAGAAUGCAUUGGAAGUAGCAUUCUAAAAAUCUAUUCCCUUCUGUUGUAAAGGAGGAUCUACAUUAUUAUUCAGCUGUGAAAAACUGCUAAUUUAACUGUGCAAAAUAUGUAUUUCAUCUGUGCUUUUCUGGAUCAGAGGGAAAAAUCUUUUGAAUAAUGAUAUUCAAAAGGGCUACCUUAACUAAAAUGUCAGUGUUCAUGUAAGUAACAAGUAAUUUUGUGAAAUAAAACAAACCUAUUUAA
Messenger RNA from Chelonia mydas (Green sea turtle), 1578 nucleotides. RefSeq names its product MAP3K12 binding inhibitory protein 1 (gene MBIP). The record is from RefSeq and is a predicted model, not a curated record. Lineage: Eukaryota; Metazoa; Chordata; Testudines; Cheloniidae. The transcript is spliced from 9 exons. Gene Ontology annotation, cellular component: cytosol. Bases 84 to 1136 code for a protein of 350 amino acids.